This is a messenger RNA of Triticum aestivum (bread wheat), 1392 nucleotides long. Its product is annotated as rRNA-processing protein UTP23 homolog. The transcript has 7 exons. The coding region runs from base 393 to 854 and encodes 153 amino acids. Gene Ontology annotation, molecular function: RNA binding. NCBI's taxonomy places the organism in Eukaryota, Viridiplantae, Streptophyta, Magnoliopsida, Poales, Poaceae. Gene Ontology annotation, cellular component: small-subunit processome. The record is from RefSeq and is a predicted model, not a curated record.
CGCUGCGCCCUCCUCCCCGCGCCGUCCGAGACUCCGAGUCCUCCGGGCGCGGUUCGCCGACGCCGAGGACUAGGCCGCCGUUCUCCGGGCAUGCGCAGGCCGGCUCGAGCGCGCGCCGCCGAACGCAACCAGCUGCUCAACACGCUCCUCGCCGCUGCGGGAAACGGCCGGGAGGAGGAGGAUGCGCGGGAGGCGGGGCAGCGUCAGAAUCAACGUGCUUCGGAUCCGGCCGAGGCUUACGGCGACACGGACGCGGAGGGUCUGGCCGCGGCCGCCGCGCUCCCUCCGGUUUUGUUUGGUGAGAUUCUCUUCAGAAAACAAGAUUUGUAUUGGUGGUAGAUCGACAGCAACUGACAAGGACUACCACGAUUAGAGCUACUCUUUUGGCACCCAUGUUUCAGUAUGCAGUCAAGCAGGCAACAAGGGAUCUGUGGGACGAGGCCAAGGUGUACGUGCGCAACCUUCCCUACGACGUUAGCAGCGAGCGCCUCGUGCAGCUCUUCGAGCAGGACGGCGUCAUCGAGGUCACCGUGUCGAUAUGUGGUAUCGGUGACAGAAGGUGCAUCACACGCUUGGGUAUUUUCUUCCGCACGAGUUUUGAGAAUGCCAAAGUGGUCACUGCGGUGGAUUGUAUUAUGUCACUGGUAUGUGAUAAGAAUUGGGAACAUUAUUCUUUUGCCACCCAGGAUUCGGAGCUCCGUGAAAAGCUAUGGGAGGUUCCUGGUGUUCCUGUGAUAUAUGGUCUGAAGAACUCCUUGUUCAUUGAGCAACCAUUCGUUCAGCAAAGUCAGUUUGCUCAGUUGGAUGAGAAGUGCAACUUAUUGAAAAAUCCGAAUUUAAGAAGCUACCCAUGACUCAGGACGUCACCCGAAGGAAAGACAUCUGUUGAUGGAAACAGACAUGAUGUGGCAUAGAAAAACAAGUUUAGAAGGAACAGAGCAAAGACUUUGUUCCGUAGCAACGCACGAGUAAUUUACUAGAGCGAGCGGUGUCGUGGUGAUCUCGCUGGCGAGUGACAGGAGGAGGACGACGGGCUGAGCCGAAGGAGGGCGAGGCGUCCACAUGCAGGAGGCUCCCCGGCAGAUCGGGGAGACAGUGCCAAGGCAUCACACCUCCAUUUUCUCGAAGCAGGGCAUGUGUGCUAUUUCUAAAAAAAGAAGCUUCCCUGUUGGCUGGCAUCCCUGAUGCUACACAGGAAUUAUGUAGAAAAAGAAAUGGCAUGUCAUAAUUCUUUGGAUGUAGACCAGUAGGGUCAAUUACAAAUUGUUGGCUGUAAAUGACUUUCAGUUUCUAGCUUUCAUAAAAUUUAGAUUUAACAGUAUGAUGUGGUUGAUGGUGGUCCUAUCUGCUGGUUCAAAUUAUCAUGUUGGAUAAUAUUGCUUUUACUAGCAA